UCAGUCCCGUCCGGCGGGUGCUGCUGGCUCCAGUCCCUGCUUUCGUGCCGCCGGGCGCGGAGGCGCUCGCAGGGCUGCGCUUGACUCACCCCGGGCGCAGCACCCAGCCGGGCCGGGCCGGGGGCGCCGCGCACCCAUCGGGUCCCCGAGGGCUGCUGGGGGGCGCCGAGCCGCGGAGACCCCCCCAGCUGGGCAGGUGGUGGCUCUGUUCCGGGGCGGGGGGACCCCCCCGUGUGCCGGCAGUAAACAGGAUACGAGCGGCUGCGGCGGGGAGACAGCGGCAGCAUCACCCAGCCCCGGGGAGAGCCGGUCCGUGCCCCCCAGACCCCUCCCGGCCCCGGGGAGAGCCGGUCCGUGCCCCCCAGACCCCUCCCGGCCCCGGGGAGAGCCGGUCCGUGCCCCCCAGACCCUCCCAGGGCGAUGCCGGGCACGGGGGGUUGGUGGGUGUCCCAGGUUGUCCCGAGGGGGGCAGGGGGUGUUGGGGUGCCCUGCGUCUCCUGGGGGGGUCCCUGGUUUGCUGCGGGGUUGGCACCCACUGUGCUCAGGUCCUGGGCUGGGGUCCCCAACCCUGGGGAGUGUCUGACACCCCCGGGGCUGGGACAGGGGCACUUGUGGGGCAGGGAAAGGACCCUCGGAGGGGCUGGGGACAGGCUGGGACAGGGCCACCUGUGGGGCGGGGUCAGAGUCACCUUUGGGGCUGGGGACGGGGCCUCUGGUGGAGGUGGGACGCCCCAGGGCUUGGCUCUGUGGGUGCCCAGGAACCUGGGGGUGCCCGGGGGGUGCCGGGGGGUUCAGGCUGGUCCUGCCCCACGGCUGCUGCAAUUUCCUGCCCUCGGUGACAGCCGGCAGCGCUUUCCCAACACCGGGGACAGGAAGGGCCGCGGUGAGGCAGCGCCGGGCAUGGGGCAAGACCCCUCUGGGAGCUGUGAUGAGCGGAGCACGGGCUCAGCCCGGUUCGGGCUCAGCCCAUCGUGGGGGCGGCCAAGCCCCUUCUACCAUCUGUCCGUGUGCCCUGGCAGCCGGUGAAUCCCUGGGAAAGCGGGCAGGGGCAGAGCCAGCCCUGAGCAAACACGCUGGGCAAACAGCGGCCGCGGGCAGGGCUGGCCUGGCACGGAGCCGGCAGCGGGAGGAGCGGCCGGUGUCCCCGAGCCCUGCCCCGGGCUGGCUCUGCCCUCUCCGGGCACCCUGGGCACCCCGAGCCCUGCCCCGGGCUGGCUCUGCCCCCUCCGGGCACCCUGGGCACCGGCCCGCUCCUCGUCUGUCGCGCCGGGGGUGGCGGGGGCGCGCAGGGGGCGCGGGCUGAGCUCCCCCCGCCGGUCCUUGCAGCGGGAUGAGCGGGGGGGAUCCCCCCCGGCGGCCCCCAGGUGCCUCUGCAGAUGCUGGCCUCGCUGGUGCACGCCCGGCGCGCUGAGCAGCCCGUGUCCCCGGCCCCGCGGGCUGUCCCCGCGCUGUCCCCGGCCCCGCGGGCUGUCCCCGCGCUGUCCCCGCCGCUGCCCAUGGCGCUGCAGCCCGAGGCGCUGCUGGACCUGAGCUUCCUGACGGAGCAGGAGCGGAGCUGCAUCGCCCGGGUGCUGCAGCGGGACUGGCAGCUCCGCCGGCGGGAGGAGGGCCGCAUCAGCGAACUCCGCAAGUCGGUGUCGGACCCGGCGCGGCUGCGGAGCCUCACCGGGGACUGGUUCUGCGACGCCCGGGCCCAGCGGCACCAGCUCCAGCUGGGCUCCGACCUGGUCCGAGCCUCCAUCCGCCGCAGGAGGCGGCCCCGGGGAACGGCAGAGCUGGAGCACAGCCCCAGCCUGGAGACCAUUGAUGAGCCGCUGGCAGAGAAGGAGGAUGAGGAUGGUGCCUUGGAGACGGACGAGAGCUCCCCCCCCGAGGAGGUGCAGGAGGCCGCUGAGCCCCAGCCCAGCCCCCCCGGCCCGGCUGUAGAGGGGCCCCCGAGGUCACAGACCGUGCUGCAGGGUGACAUCCCAGCGAGGGAGCGGGACAGUCCAGCACAGCCAGGUGACACGGGAGGUCCCUCCCUCGGCUCCUGCAGCAGGGAGGAGGAUGAGGAGGAUGAGGAGGAGGAUGAGGAGGAGGAGCAGGACUCGGCGCUCAGCAGCCACAGCGCUGGGCAGAGACCAGAAACCCCCCAGACGGAUCAGAGCCCCCCAGACCCACUGUCCCCACGGAACGGCCACACGCCCCCGAGCCUGCUGAGCACCAGCUCCUCCGUGUCCAGCCUCAGCUCCUCCACGCUGAGCGGGAGCCUGAUGAGCCUGUACAGCGAGGGGGAGCUGGGCAGGGUGCCCGUGCGGGGCUGCGUGCAGUUCUCCCUGCGCUACCAGGCGGCCGAGAAGGAGCUGCAGGUGCACGUCCUGCGCUGCCGGCAGCUGGCCGAGGCCAAGAAGCAGCGCUCGGACCCGUACAUCAAGACCUACCUGCUGCCCGACAAGUCCAACCGCAGCAAGCGCAAGACGGCGGUGAGGAAGAGGAGCUUGGAUCCCGUCUUCAACGAGACCCUCAAGUACAAGCUGGAGAAGAGGGACCUGCAGGGCCGGACCCUGAACCUCUCCGUGUGGCACCACGACAGCCUGGGCAGGAACCUCUUCCUGGGGGAGGUGGAGGUGGCGCUGGGCACCUGGGACUGGGCCAACACACGGCCCGAGUGGUUCAGCCUGCAGCCACGGAUGCCCAUCCCCUGGGACGGCCUGGCCAGCCGCGGCAGCCUCAACCUGGCGCUGAAGUUCAUCCCCGCGGGCUCGGAAGGAGCGGGGAUGCCGCCCACGGGCGAGCUGCACAUCUGGGUGAAGGAUGCUCAGAGCCUCGUCCCGCUGCAGAGCGGCACCGUGGACGCCUUCGUGCAGUGCAAGGCCAGCCGGCAGAAGACGCGGGUGGUGAAGCGGAGCCUGAACCCCCUCUUCAACCACACCAUGGUGUACGACGGCUUCCAGGCCAAGGACCUGGCCGAGGCCUGCGCCGAGUUCACCCUCUGGCACCACGAAGCCUUCUCCAAGCGCCAGCUGGGCGGCAUCCGGCUCAGCCUGGGCACGGGGAGCAGCUACGGGCUGCCCGUGGGCUGGAUGGACUCCACGGCCGAGGAGCAGGGCGUGUGGAAGCAGCUGCUGCAGCAGCCCGGGCGCUGGGUGGAGGCUCUGCUGCCCCUGCGGACCAACCUGGUGCCCCGGGGGUAGCCCCGAGCCCCCGGGAGAGCUGGUGCCAGCGGGACCGUGGGGCCUGGGGCGUCACCGCGCGGGCUGGGGUCUGUGCCCUCCCCUUCCAGCAGCAAUGAAGUGGCACCAGAGGGCACAUCUGGCAGCUUUUUGUUCUCGUGGGCACAUCUGGUGGCUGUUUAUUGCACCGGCCACCAUACCCUG
This is a messenger RNA of Motacilla alba alba, 3356 nucleotides long. It is a transcript of the gene SYTL1, whose product is annotated as synaptotagmin like 1. Gene Ontology annotation, biological process: intracellular protein transport; exocytosis. NCBI's taxonomy places the organism in Eukaryota, Metazoa, Chordata, Aves, Passeriformes, Motacillidae. The transcript is spliced from 15 exons. Gene Ontology annotation, molecular function: neurexin family protein binding; small GTPase binding. The record is from RefSeq and is a predicted model, not a curated record. Gene Ontology annotation, cellular component: plasma membrane; exocytic vesicle. Bases 1377 to 3173 code for a protein of 598 amino acids.